Messenger RNA from Grus americana (Whooping crane), 9345 nucleotides. It is a transcript of the gene ERGIC2, whose product is annotated as ERGIC and golgi 2. The transcript is spliced from 16 exons. The record is from RefSeq and is a predicted model, not a curated record. Bases 344 to 1477 code for a protein of 377 amino acids. Gene Ontology annotation, cellular component: endoplasmic reticulum; COPII-coated ER to Golgi transport vesicle; membrane. Gene Ontology annotation, biological process: endoplasmic reticulum to Golgi vesicle-mediated transport; retrograde vesicle-mediated transport, Golgi to endoplasmic reticulum. Lineage: Eukaryota; Metazoa; Chordata; Aves; Gruiformes; Gruidae.
CGGCGCGGCCUGUUCUGUCCUGUCCCGUCCCGCGGCUGCCCGGUGCCUGGCUGCGGGCUUGCGUCCGCCUCAGUGUGGCGGCCGCGGCCGGGAGCGCCCGCGGCCCGCACAAGCAGACGGCCGCCUACCGGGGCCUCCCUCAGCGUGGGCAGCUGAGCGGUGGGCAGCCGAGGCCCCCGGGAGGGGAUUCAGGCGUGGGGCCGCUCCGCGAGUGUGGACGUGGAUGUUCAGGCGUGCGCUGGCGGCGGUAACGGCUUCGCUUCCAAGUUCUCCGAGUAAGCAAAAACUACCGGAGCCGCUCAGAGGGAAUAUAUGAAGGAGGAGGUGGAGGAGUCUGCUGAAGAUGAGGCGACUGAAUCGGAAGAAGACCUUGAAUUUGAUGAAAGAAUUGGAUGCAUUUCCAAAGGUUCCUGAAAGCUAUGUGGAAACUUCAGCGAGUGGAGGCACAGUUUCCCUGAUAGCAUUUACAACGAUAGCUUUCCUGACUAUAAUGGAGUUCACGGUGUAUCAGGACACGUGGAUGAAAUAUGAAUAUGAAGUAGACAAGGAUUUUACUAGUAAGUUAAGAAUCAAUAUUGAUAUUACAGUUGCCAUGAGGUGUCAAUAUGUGGGGGCUGAUGUUCUGGAUUUAGCAGAAACAAUGGUCGCCUCUGCAGAUGGGCUAAUCUAUGAACCAGUAGUAUUUGAUCUCAGCCCACAACAAAAAGAAUGGCAAAGGAUGCUGCAGCUAAUUCAGAGUAGGCUGCAGGAAGAACACUCUCUUCAAGAUGUGAUAUUCAAAAGUGCUUUUAAAAGUGCUUCUACAGCACUGCCACCACGGGAAGAUAAUUCAUUACAGUCUCCAGAUGCAUGCAGAAUUCAUGGUCAUCUCUAUGUCAAUAAAGUGGCAGGGAACUUUCACAUAACUGUGGGCAAGGCAAUACCACACCCUCGAGGCCACGCGCACUUGGCAGCCCUUGUAAGCCACGAGUCCUAUAACUUCUCUCAUAGAAUAGAUCAUUUGUCAUUUGGAGAGCUUAUUCCAGGAAUUAUUAAUCCUUUGGAUGGAACAGAAAAAAUAGCAUCAGAUCACAACCAGAUGUUCCAAUAUUUUAUCACAGUUGUGCCAACCAAACUCCAUACAUACAAAAUUUCAGCAGAAACUCAUCAAUUUUCAGUGACAGAAAGGGAAAGAGUAAUUAACCACGCAGCUGGCAGCCAUGGGGUGUCAGGAAUAUUCAUGAAAUAUGACAUCAGUUCACUUAUGGUGACGGUGACAGAAGAACACAUGCCUUUUUGGCAGUUCUUAGUGAGGCUCUGUGGCAUUAUUGGGGGAAUUUUUUCAACUACAGGAGUUUUACAUGGCUUUGGAAGAUAUAUAGCAGAAGUUAUUUUUUGCCGUUUCAGACUGGGCUCUUACAGAUCCACAUCGGUCCCACUUCCUGAUGGCCACACAAGCAACCACUUACCUCUAAUUACAGACAAUAGUACGCAUUAGCCUCCUGAGAAAACUUUCUUCCUGCCUGAUACAGAAGACAUUUUUUUAUAAUAAAGAAAACGUUGUGCAAUAUGCUGAGACAGUGCUGACGGGCAGCAAAAAAUGAAGCCUUUACAAAAAAAAAAAAGCCCCACAAAACAAUUUGUGUAAUUUUUUUGUCUUUCUGUGUGCACACGGAGUCAUAGGAGGUUGUGAGGCCAGUGAGAUGGACCAUCUUCUGGAGAUUCAAGAAGCAUUGCUGUCAGUACAGUGUUCAUGGUCGAGCUGAACAUCUUUGUGAUGACUGCCACUGACCACUGAAGCGUCUUCAUGAUCUUAGUUCCGUACCUGGGAAGGCCAGCAGACUCCAAGGAGAAAAGAGUACAACUGGGAUGUAUGGAAGGGCCGGGCAGCAGGCAAAGAGCGACAGCGCUGGAGCUGGAGCUUGAGCUUCUCUUGGGUGUACAAACUGGGGUUUGGGUUUUCUUGUUCUUUUGUAAUGGUGGGGCUGGGGGUAAGAUGCUAUUCUUACUGGUGGGGAGCAAGCCUAGAAAAUCCUGAAGAAGACGGGAGAUGAGAGAGAACUCAGGGAGUAAGGUGGAGCCCAAGCCAUAAUGUUGGUCAUAGCUGCUGCCUCUCUGUAGUCCCACCGUUCCUUAGUGGAAGAAACAUAAUGUGGAGCAGGGGGGUUCUUCUGUGUUUUCAUGCAGCUGGUUCACCAACAGUGAGAAUCACUUCUGGUGUGGAAGUGCCCAAGGACUCUGAGAACAGGCUCCAAUGUGCACAGUUUUUUGAGCUGGAAUAGGAACUUGCCUUUUGAAUAAGGCAUUUGACUGUAGUUUUGAUAAUAAUGCAAGACUCCCUACCAAAAGAUCAGAAAAUCUCUUUGUACGCCUCUUUCUUGGUAAAGAAAUUGCUUUGAUGCAACCUUUGUUGUACCCCUGCUGCUAGUAUGUAAGCCGUGGUAUGUAAAUCCAUCGUGGAGAUGAGGAGGAAGAAGAGGAAGAAGCUGCUUUGCUUUGGUUCAGCUAAAUACUGCAGAGAUGUGAAAUUCGGGGCAGCUGGCAGGUCUGUGAGCCCGGGCAGUGACUGGUGGAGUUGGUGGUAGCAGGUGACUUCGGGGAAUCUGAAUCAUUUUGCUGCAGACAGAUGAUAAGGGAUCUGCAGAAUUAAUCCUUAUUGUUCAUGAAGAUUUUUGUAAAAUAAAUGGAGAGCAGUGUCAGUUUUAUAUUGUAAAUAUGCUACUGAGAAUGAAUGUUAUUAAUGCAGGUGGUGCUUUGAGAAACAACAUCCUCUUACUGCUGAACUACUGGCUUGCACCUGUGGUUAAACAGUUACUCCACCAGGGUAAAAAAAUUAGUAAUAUGAUUCCUUUUCAGCAAAACUGAUUUAAUGAUUUAUUAGGAGAUGAUGCUGACCUUGGCCUUCCAAUGGAAUGAAUAUUAUUAUUGAGAGGACUAACUAUGGAAAAAUAAAAAUCUCUGUGGUGGUGUCAGAUUUUGCUGACUUCUGUUAAUGAACGUGACAGGACACUUGGAUCUUUGUGGUGAGCACAGUGUAAAUAAUACAACUGAUUUGCUAUGCAAAGCAGAGGGCUUCUGAAACAGAAAUUAUAUGAAAUAGUAAAUGAAGUGUGGGGCACACGGAAAGACUUCUGUUCACUUCAACUGUUGAGAAAGACAGAAGUUCAAGGAAGCCAGGUCCUUGGGGUUGACAGACAGGUUUGGGGUGUUCUCUUUUGUGUUUGUUUUUUGUUUUGGUUUUUUUAACACUGAUUUAAACUCCAGCAACUUGAGAAACUCUUGUCCUCAGUGAGCAAGAAAAUCAAAAGCUGUAAAUUUUUGGUUCCCAUUUUUCUUUGGCACUGCCCUCUGAGGUUUCUUCCCUACUUCUGCUCGGACGGGUUCUGCUUUGGGCUUUGUCCUGCCAUUUGUUUCUUAUCUGCCUGGAACAGACUGUACUUGUGGGAGAUACUGAUCUCCAUUGACUUUCUGUACCAGAACUUAAAUGUUAUUUUCUAUUCUCACAUAAAAGAGCCAAGCAGCUUGGUGUGUCUUAAAUCCUUGUGUGGUGCAUUUGUGUUCUGCCUAGAGCAAAGCUUGUGUGAUGGCUGGUUGCUAAUGGAAGAAAAUUGAGGAUCAACUUCCAGAUGUGAGAUGCCGCACUGUGCAGUGAAUACGGGGUCAGUUGAACGUGUGUUUCUGUGAGAGGGUUUGGUUGUUACAGGUAAUACCACUUCAGCCUUGUACCACACGUCGUAUUUAGCUUAACCAGCACUGCAAGAGUGUUCCAGAGAAAAUAGUAGUUUAUUGCAAUGAUUUUUUUUUGGCCACAUUUACUUAUGUUGUGGGCAAAAAGUUAAUGUGUAGUAUGGAAACAUGAAAGGAGCAGGCGUCCCAAGGGAAAUAGAAACCUUGAUGCUGAUGUGAUGUGUGUUUUUUGAAAGGAGUAUAGCAGGUGAAAAAUACCAUUUUCUAGGUCAAGAAAGAUGGUCAAAAUUAUGUAUUUUUAUCUUUGGCUUUUACACAAUGUUGAAGAAAGAACAGAGACAUUUUUCACCUUUGUAUGGUACGUUCCUAGCAGGCCACUUGCAGAUGACUCUGGCUCCCCUGUCCCCCUCAGCUGUCUCUCUGGACAAAAAAUGUUCCCGGUUUCCAGCUGUCAUGGUUUGGCCUUCGCUCCACUGCCGCCACGCUCCCACGGGCUGUAAGCUGUGUUGGCAGGAGCAGUCACCUUGACUGCCGCCGAGAACUGGAGUGCUGUGCCUGGAUGUGGCUGCCCCAGGUCCCUUGAGCUGUACCCCAGCAGUAAGGGUGCUCGCUCGCUUUACGGUACAGCGGAAGAUGGGAUGAGGUGUUUUGGUGGGUAGGGGAGGCGGUGCAGAGCAUCGUCAGGUUUUGGGGCUCUUGCUGGCAGGGAGGUGAGGAAGAAAUGCACGUGUGUCUGUAGCAGGAGAGGGGUUGGGUUAACCAGUGUAGCAGACUCUCUUUAAAAAAGCAAAACCAAGCUGCUCUUCCCGCCCCUGAAAUUCUCAUCCUAGAAAUAGGUGGGUAAUUUGAAUUUGAAAGAAAAUUCAGCUCUUUUUAUCCCAAAAGCACCUCGGAGGGGACCAGCGCUGUUGCUGCGGUGCCCAGCCUUUCUCUGCAGCUGCCGGCUCUGCCCUGGGUACCUGUCUGAGUCCAUGGGGUGGCCCAUGGCAGGACAGGGACAUGUGCUGUGCUUGUGGAGUCAGUCCUGCCCGGAGCUGGGCAAGGGCUCUCCCUCCUCUGCCCUGCGCUGCCCAGGAUGCUCCUUUUCAGGGACUGGUGUGACAAACUGGGCCCUAAGCAGUCAGCGCAGUUGCUUAGGAACAGAGGCAGAUAUAUCUUUGGUAUAAAUGUAGCUGCGAUUAACUGUUCAGACAAAACCAAGGUCAGGGAGGCAGCUGUGGACUUGUCAUUGUGUUACCUAGUUCUGCGGUAAGAAGCUCCAGCACUAAGCACGUCUUGUAUUACGUGUUACUGAUGCUACUUGAAGCAGGAGGGAUGUGGUCACCUUGGUCACAUCUCCAGUGACAUUGAUGAUACUAAAAUUCUCUGCUCUCUAUUUCUUCAGAGGUAACCAAGUGCCACAGCUUUUUUCUGGGAAGAUGGGAAAUGAGAACAGCUUGUUUGGGGAUACUUGCAAAGAUCUCCAUCUGUUCUUUAAAAGGCACCCCAGAAGGUGGGGGUGUCAGAGGAUACAUCCACUAUACACAUCACUUACUCAGAUUGGUGCUUAGUUGCAAAGUUACUUCUUGUAAAGACACUUUUUUUGUAUAUCAACUCAGUUAAUGCAAAUCAUGUCUAGCAUUUGGCCUUGGUGGUGGUCUGUUGUUUAGAGAAAAUAUCCUUGCCUGCACAUAUAGUUAAUGUAUAGUAGUUAAUGCUUCAAGAAGCCUUAAAGUAUUCUGCCUGCCGCCUUCGGUCCCUGGCAAAGGUUUCGUGUUGUACAUCUGUGCACCUUCUGCCCUUGCACACCUCGCUAGAGCGCUGGCGUGCAUUUCAGCUGUUUUAGUUAAAAUGAUGUGAAGUGCUUCAUCUUGUCCUUCUGCCAUGGCUUAGUGUCCUUUCCAAAGCAUCUCUGGUUGCUGCUGGCCCAGGAGCAAGGCAGUGUCACCUUUUCUGUCUUACAGAAGAGUUUUCUGAGAGCUGGUCCAUAAAUUCAUUAAAGCAGAAACCUUUAAGGCUGGGUGGUGCAGCAGGCUUUCUGUGCGGGAGAGGCGAAGGCACGCGAACACAAGCCUCUCCCUGGCUUUGAUGUACCAGAAUUCAAGCAAAAUCUCAUUGCGGCUUGUUUGUUUUAUUUUUUUUAUUUUGUGUAUAUAAAUAGAAAUGUUCAGAGUCCUGAGACCAGCAGCUUGAGAUAUGAAAAGCAGGCAGCCAGGCUGGGUUGUGUUCAGGAUGCUGGUGUGGCCUGUGGGCAGGAGGUGAUUGCAGACAAUGACGGGUGGCUGAGGGUGAGCAGAGUUCCUCCAGGCUGCCGGGACAUGUCUCCACCUGCACUAUCAUGGAGCACUUCUCUGAGCGAGGGCCAUGUGCUCCCCUGCCCGUACCAAGCCCAAAAGCCGUUCCUGGGACCCUCACUGUGGGCAAAGCGAGCCGGCGGGUGGCUGCAUGUUGCUGUGGGAACACACUGCCCCAUGGCACAUGGGUUUGCCAGAGCUUCUGCUGGAGCCGGGGAGCUCCCUGCCUUCGUCCUGUCACUUCUCCAGGGUGGAGAACGAUGAGUCCUCGGGUGAAACCAGGACACUGGUAUUUGUCUUUCAGUGGCGAUGGAGCAAUGAGUAGCAACAGCAAUUUUGCACUUUGCUCUCCUGAUGUCUUGGAGAUGGCUGUGUGGAAGGGGGGAGCGGUGCUGGUCAAAGCCCAAAGGGCUUUUAAACUAAAAAGCAAAGUUCAUCCAGGAUAAAGCCUUUGACUGGAGAAAAAUGGUUAGCUGAGAUGGAGCAGAACUAAAAAGGGUUCCCUGCCUGCAGGCUCCCAGCUCCAGGCCUGGAUUUAGGCAAGCUGGUGUCUUUCUGACCUCCCCCAGGAGGGUCUGUCCCUGCUCCUCUCCCAGUCCCAGGCCACCAGCAUCCUCUCAGCAGGAGCCUCCCCCUGCACCCAUCUGCGUGCCGCUCUGCCACGUGCUCCCCGUGGUGCAAGUUGCACCACGGAGUGAUGGGGUGUCUUGCAGGGCUGCCCAGCCUGGGCACACACGUGCUGGGAACUUGCAGGACCUUGGAACUGCAGGCACUGAAUGGGGCUUUCUUCUUUCUUUUAUUUUUUUUUCCCCCCAGGUCCAGCAAUGGGUAUUUCAGACUCUUCCAGCAGGACUCAUUGCUCUGCACCAGCUGCUUCUAAGCCCCAGCAGAGCCCAGGUGUUUGUGUCCCUUCCUGGGUUUAGCUGUAAUAGCUGCAAAACUGGGAAUUGACUGUUUUGUUGGUUUGUGGUUUUUUUUCCUUGCAAGCUUUCCUGUAAUCACAACUAACAAGGUGGGAGCAUGUUUUGCCAUGAGAUUUUCCAGUUGCAGAGUGCUCAGCACAUACUGCUAUUUUGGAGGUGAACAAAAAAAAUGGGCAGGGGGGAGGCAAGUUUUGACACUCGGAUAAUAUUUGAAAAUUACUGUUUACUGAAGCUGAAUUACUGGCUGGUAAUAAUUAAAAGUGAGUAUCUACAACUGUGGCAUUUGAACUGAGCAGCCCAGGCCUCCGGCUCUCUGCCCGUUAGGGGCUGCUGUUGCUCCGCUUCAGCCAGGAACGUGGGCUCUAGCGGGGGACGCUUCUUCAGAGUUUAGAAAUUCACUUUUCGAAUGUUGAACUUCUUUGGGCUAAUAGGAAACUCAUUAAACCUUUACUUGUGCGCAUGCGAUUUAACAGCAUCUUUUGAGUUUUGCCUAAAGCUAGAAAUGUUAGAUUAAUGUGAAAGAGUUGUUGCCAUAGCAGUCUGCGGAGGCACGUGGAGAGGGGAACGUCUUUAUUGCCACAGGGGGAGUGGAUGGGCUUUUGGUCCUCUCGCAGCAGCACCCAGAGAGCCUGGCCGGGGUGGAGAAGGGGUCAGCCCCAUUGCGUGCGUGGUUUCCCCGCAGAGAGGAGGGCUGGGGGAGCUUGUCCCAACAUCUGAGGUGGUCUCCCUUGGUCCUGGAAGAUGAACCAUGGGUGCAAAUGGAGCACACUAGGGUUAGCAUCCACUUAGUCAAGCCCCAGGGCAUCAGCCCAGCUCUUCUUGCUUUGCCGACCCGUGGACAUAGCUCGGCACAGUACUAGGUUUCAGAGCAGGGGGCUUCAAAAUGGCAAAAUUCACCUGAUUUUUAUGUGAGUGUUCAUCAGGAAAUGCAUAUGAUAACGUAAGAAAAUCACUAGUGCGUAGAACUGGCUUUCCUGUACGUUUGUGUGAGGUCUCACCCCAACCCAGUGGGGUUCAGUGGCAUCUCCCCGGCCGACGUUCGCAGGCCUGUUGCCUCCCGGCCCUGAUGAGAGGCGUGGGGGCAGCCAUGGGCAGGAUGGGCUCAUUUCAUGGGCUGGUGCGCCUCCUCGGGAGGAAGGCGCCAGGGGGACGGACGCUGGCAGAAGCUGCUGGUUUUGGCUGCCCUGUGUCUUGCCAGCCCCCAGAAACGUUAUUGCACCAGGGCGGGCGGCUGGGUUUGAUGUCCCUCGGCCCUGCGCGGCCUUUACAGCUCCUCUCUGGGCUGCUGCGGACUUGGUCAGUGAGCAGCAGUGAAGGAGGGGAGCGGUGCUGGGGGCCAGGCGGUGCUAGGGAUGGCCCUGGGGGAGCAGCCAUUGCCACAGCAAAGUGACCCGGCCUCUGCAAACAUUGCUGCUGCUCUUCCAAGGGCAAGCAGCUCUGCGGCUUUUUUUUAAAUUUAUUUACUGUGACCUCUGAUGGUAACGGUGCAAAGCCAAGGUUUCUGAGCCUCAGCCUUAGCUCAGUAGGUUUAAAGUCCAAAUUGCAGAGCCCAGGAGCGCAGUGGGUGGAGGCAGGGACGGAUGGUUCUUGCUGCGUCCCAGAGAACAGAUGUUUUCAAGGCAACCGCUGAGGCGUCAAGGCAACCGCUGAGGCGUCAAGGCAAGAAAAAGCAGAACUGAGCAUCGAUGAACUAAAGUUAAUGUAAUUGCUGCGCAAAGAGCUGGGUACUUCUGUUGCCACACUAUGAUUUUCUCUCUACAACAUAACGGCUUGUCCUGCCGUGCUGUUCUCUCUUGGCUGACGGUCCUGCGUGGGCUGGGCUCUGCAGGAGCUGACAAAACUUGGAGCAGGGGCAGAGGAGGCGAUGCCGGAGGUGUGUGACCCUGAGCUGAGUCACUGCACUCCUGUCACCAUGUCGGGGAGGAAUCGCUGUGAGGAGCGAGGAGUGUUACUGCGGUGGCUACAGCCACAGGCGCUGCCGUCUUCAUACAGAACCUGCACAGCUCACCAAACCGCCGAAGAACGUUCUUCAAGGUAUCUGAAGAGUUCAUCAUAAAAUGCAUCAUGUGUCGUGCUCGCUGCAGGCAGAUGGGUUUGGUUGUUGAGUGGUGGUAAUGACAACUGCCCAUGGUUGGGGAUCACACGAGGCGGCCUUGCUCUCCAUCCUCCAUUGCACCUCCCCCUUUUGCCCCCAAGUGGUAGAUAAAGAAGUAACAGGAAGAUAAUAAGGGACACAAGAGGAAGUACGAGAUUUUGGAGUAAGAGGAAUGCCAGGAUCUAACAUAGAAAGUACGUGAAAUCAGUCUGUAAACAAAUUACACAGUGGGAUUAACCAGGAACUGCUUGUAAAAGAGAUAAAAUUAAUGCACAGAUGAACCAGCUCUAUGUCAAAGCAAGCAACCACUAAAAAGAAUGAUGCUGAUUAAAGUCAAUAACACAGGAGGGGAGAGAUACUUAAAAUAAAAUUGGUAUCUAGUCAAGCA